This is a messenger RNA of Phasianus colchicus (ring-necked pheasant), 689 nucleotides long. The record is from RefSeq and is a predicted model, not a curated record. Lineage: Eukaryota; Metazoa; Chordata; Aves; Galliformes; Phasianidae.
CUGAAGCAACUUCAGUAUGACAAUGGAACAUCUUGUCUUUAAUAUUAAACACAUGCUGUCUUUUCUCAAUCACAGUGGUUCAAGACUAGGAUCUAUUCAUCACCAUGAUGUUCGAGUGGCUCAGCAUCACGUUGGUACUCUUUGCCAAAACAAACAAAGCAUUUGUAGCCUCAAAUGGUCAUUAUCCAAUCAGUUGCUCGCAAGUGGGUCUAGUGAUGGUGCACUGAAUAUCUGGCACAGUGAUCCUGGUGUGAGAGGGCAGUCACAGCCAUUGAAAACCAUACCUCAUUCUUCAGCAGUUAAGGCUAUGAACUGGUGUCCUUGGCAGUCCAAUGUCAUUGCUACAGGGGGUGGAAUGAAAGAUGGGAUUUUGCGUGUCUGGGAUAUAAACAGUGAAAAACUCCUCCAGAGUGCAGCUACAGAUUCUCAGAUUUGUUCAUUGCUCUGGUUACCCAAAACCAGUGAACUGAUGACUGGACAAGGCCUUCCUGGAAAUCAGAUGAAAGUAUGGCAGCAUGCAGGACUAAUCAAUUCAUCAGAACUCUAUGGUCAUAAAGGGAGAGUCCUGCAUAUAGCCUUGAGCCCAGAUCAGAGGAGGCUCUUUUCGGUUGCUGCUGAUGGGAUAGCUUGUCUGUGGAAAUGCCAUGAGUAUGAAGAGAGCAAUGAAAAAAAAUAAGAUUUUUUUCUAA